This is a messenger RNA of Geodia barretti, 651 nucleotides long. The record is from the annotation of a GenBank genome assembly. Lineage: Eukaryota; Metazoa; Porifera; Demospongiae; Tetractinellida; Geodiidae.
AUGGGUGACGCGGUUUUGGUGGCAGUUGGCCGACGUCCCAACGUGUCCGGAAUGAAUCUGGAUGCCGCUGGCGUGAAGCAUAGCCUGUCGGGUAUUACAGUAGAUGCCUUCCUGCGCACGACUGCCCGCGGUAUCUAUGCUGCGGGUGAUUGUGUUGGUGACUUCCAGUUCACCCACUACGCCGGUUUCCAGGCUGCCAUAGCCGUCCGAAACGCGUUGCUACCCGGCAAAUCCCGCGCCCGACCGGAGCGCGUUCCCUGGGCAACGUUUACUGAUCCGGAGGUCGCCCAGGCCGGUCAUACGGAUGCACAGGCCCGCGAUGCCUUUGGCGGCAAAGUACGUACGACAAUCCUUGAGAUGGCCCAAAUUGACCGGGCCGUCAUCGACGGCACGACCACCGGGUUCAUCAAGGUGACACACCGUGCCAACGGCGACGUACUGGGAGCCACCGUGGUGGGCCCACGAGCCGCCGAGGUGGUUCAGGAAUGGACCAACGCCAUCGAUCAGGGGAUGAGCCUUUCCGACGUUUUGAAAAGCAUCCACCCUUACCCGUCGUUGGCAACCGGCAAUCAGCAGGUUGCCUGGGAAUCCUACCUGUCAGGGAUUACCAGCGGGUUUCGGGGCAAAUUGUUGCGACUGGUCAGUAGAUGA